Messenger RNA from Nymphalis io (European peacock), 3041 nucleotides. RefSeq names its product dol-P-Man:Man(7)GlcNAc(2)-PP-Dol alpha-1,6-mannosyltransferase (gene Alg12). The record is from RefSeq and is a predicted model, not a curated record. Gene Ontology annotation, biological process: protein N-linked glycosylation. Bases 97 to 2337 code for a protein of 746 amino acids. Gene Ontology annotation, molecular function: alpha-1,6-mannosyltransferase activity. The transcript has 8 exons. NCBI's taxonomy places the organism in Eukaryota, Metazoa, Arthropoda, Insecta, Lepidoptera, Nymphalidae. Gene Ontology annotation, cellular component: endoplasmic reticulum membrane.
AAUUGACUUGUAUUGUAUUAGACAGCUCCGGGAAUAGAAAAUAAUCUAAGAUAUGACUUAAGUUGUGAAUUUGAAAGUUUUCAUAAAUAAAAAGAAAUGGUUGAGCUACUUUAUAUUGUCACUAGCUUGCAUGUGCUACUAUGUCCAUUCACAAAAGUCGAGGAAAGUUUUAAUAUUCAAGCAUUUCAUGAUAUUUUAUAUCAUCGGCUAAACUUAUCAGAGUACGAUCAUAAUGAGUUCCCGGGUGUAGUGCCGCGUACUUUCAUUGGACCACUUGUUAUAUCUUCAUUAUGUUCACCUGUUGCUUUCUUAUUUCAUUUACUUAGUAUAAAUAAAUUUUGGAUGCAGUAUGUAGUGAGACUGUCUUUAGCAUUGACAGUAAUAGCAGCAUGGAACCGACUUCGAAAUGCUUUAAAAAAGCAGUUUGGGAACACCCUUGCCUGGUGGUUUACUUUAGUUAGUGUGACACAAUACCAUUUUAUGUUUUAUAUGAGCCGUCCAUUACCUAAUAUUAUGACAUUACCACUUGUACUUUUAGCACUUGAAGGAUGGUUACUUGGAAAACAUAAGCAGUUCAUAAUAUCAGCAGGUGCUGCAAUUAUUAUAUUCCGCUCUGAACUUGCAAUGUUGUUUGGUUUAUAUCUUAUUGUAGACCUUUACUUUAAGAAGAUUGAUGUUACUGCGCUACUUAAAAUAGUAAUCCCAGCUGGAAUUACUUUAAUUACACUGACAGUAGUGGUUGAUACAAUAUUUUGGAGAAGACUUGUAUGGCCAGAGGCUGAGGUUUUUUGGUUUAAUACAAUUUUAAAUAAGAGCUCUGAUUGGGGUACUGCACCAUUCCUGUGGUACUUUUAUUCAGCGCUACCUCGUGGACUUGGCCCCAGUAUAGUCUUGGUGCCCAUAGGAUUAUAUCUUGAGAGGCGUCUCGUACCGAUCGUACUUCCAGCCUUAAUUUAUAUCUUGCUAUUCUCUUUUCUACCGCAUAAAGAGCUCAGAUUCAUAAUAUACGUGUUCCCUUUGCUCAACAUAUCUUCGGCUGCAGUAUGUUCAUACAUAUUUAUACGACGGACUAAAUCUCCAAUUUAUGAACUAUUUUUCUGGGGGACAGUUGUAAUUAUAGCUUGUAACGUCAUAUUUUCCGUAGCACUAGCUAUGGUUGCAAUGACAAAUUACCCAGGAGGUGUUGCGAUAACGAGAUUCCACAAGCUAUUAAAAAAUGAACCUUACGUUCAUGUACAUAUUAGUAAUUUAGCAGCGCAAACUGGAGUAACUAGAUUCACGCAAUUACAUGACCACUGGACUUACAGUAAAAAUGAAUCACUAAAUGUUAAUCAGUUACAAGAAUUUACUCAUCUUAUUUUUGAAGCUAAGAGUAAAUAUUCAUCAAAUCUUAAGGCAUUUUCUCAAACACAUGUUAUACUAGAUAGUGUAGAAUCCUUUUCACAAAUAACAGUGACAUACAAACUCUUUCCUCCAAUCAAAAUAAAGACCAAACCAGCUAUAUUUAUUUUAGAAAGAAAGAAUUUCAGAGAUGAUGCUUAUAGAUUGGACAAGCAAAAAGCAUACACAGAGGAUAUCAAGUUAGAUCAGGUGAGUGUUGAAGAAAAAGAAACAGACAAUACUAAUUAUAGUGAGGAAGUACUUGAAGAAUCUUAUAAUCAAAUUUUAGAAGUUGAAAGUAGCACUACAGAUGGGAUAGGGGAAAAUGUUAUUCAAAUUGUUGAUACAACUCCAGACGAAAAAGUCAUUAUAGUAAAUGAUGAUGAUAACGAAGAUAAUGUAACAAAAGAAGAAAUUGAAAAAGCAACGGCGAAAAUUACGAAGAUGAAAAAAGCGUUAGAAGAAGCGAAAAUGUAUAAUAGACAAGAAAGAAAGAAAAAAGCAAUAUCAAAAAUAAAAUCAGAGACCCGAAAGGAAGUAGUGGCUAGUGCUAAGGAAAAGCUAAAAGAACUUAUGAAACGUCAUAAACAUAUCGCUGAUGAACUUUCUGUUGCUAACAUAUCAAAUAAACUUAAUGAGGAGAAAGAAGAAGAUGGGAGGGGAGACAUACCUGAUGUUGAAAUUAAUCAAGAUUCUCCUACAACCAUGGGUGUCCAAAUAGAAAUCGAAUCCUCGGAAGGCGUUUUUGAAGUACAUGAAGCUACUAAUAACACAAAUGUAAAUAUUGAUUCUAUAGUCGAAGAGGUAAUAGUUCGUUUAAUAGACAGAAAAAUUUAUGACGAUAAGACAAAACCCGAGGAUAUUAAACUUGAAGAUAGAAUAAUGAUUCAAAAAAUUGUAGAAGAAAUUUUAACUGAAAAAAUGAAUUAUACGACAUCAGAAAAUAAAACGAAUUAAUGUAAGGGAUUUCGAACUAUUUAAUUAUGUGUAUUUUUACUAAUCAGUGAUCUCGAUUUGAAUAGUUCAACAUUUAUAAAUGUGUAUAUAAAUUAUGAUCUUGAAAGUGCCAAUUUUGCUAAGCUAUUAUUGAUAAAAACUAUUGUUCCGAAUUAUAGUAAAAUAAAUUAUUAUGUGUUAAUACUUUUUGUCAUAUUUACUUGCAGUAAAUGCGUUCCUAUACGUAUCUUGUCUACUACGCAGACUUUUGAGUCACUUAGGGUGACUUUGUGCAAGUCACUCUGUAUCCACCACCCACUCAUCGAUAAUUGUAUCACUGUGAUCCGGUUUGAAUGAUGAACGAGCCAAUGUAACAGGCACAAGAGCGACAUUUUAGUUCUGACCACAAGCGCCACGUAGUUGUUGAAUGGAAAAAUUAAUAUUUCCUACAAUGCCAAUGUUUUCAAUGAAGCAUAUUGAUUAUUUUUCAUCAGGUGAUUCAUAAGUGCUUCUUGUCGCACAGCCCGAAUAACUAUUUUUUAAGUCAAAAUUACAAGCAACGCGUAUAAUAUAAUUAGCACUACUUUGAAAAGUCUAUUCAUAAGUCUACAAUGGAACUAUAAAUAUAAGUGGUAACCUAGUUAUGGUAAUCGAUUUCACUACAACCCAUAAUCCUGACAAGCUAAUUUCGGGCCUCACGUAUUUGCUGCGUUAAAUAAAUCAAG